AUAUCCAGACAAAUAGACAUUUAUUAUUAAAAAAAAAACAAAAAAAAACAAUCGCUUUAAUUAACAAUUAUAAGAUCAAUAUUAUAAAAUAGUUUAUGAUUAGGCUUCGUAAAUCAGAGUUAUCUGUGCUUUGUGUUCUAGUAGGAGCUCGACUGAAUUUUUGACAAAUACCACGGGAUGUCAUGAUACUUGUAAAAAACGAAGCAUUACGUCUAACAAAUGAAACAGUAUAUAAACAUAUGAACACUAUUUAUGGAAUUUUCGACACGGAUUUAUCUUUUGAACACAAGAUGAUUGUUUGGUUGCUAUGUGAGUUAUCAAAUACGCAAAUCUCAAAUGAAUGACAUCCUAUAUUAUUGCAUAUUAAUUAUUUUGAUAUGUAACUUUAAUGAUCCUUUUAUAGUAAAUUUUAUUGUUUAGAAAGUAUGUUCUUUCGGAUAAAUUUUAUACAACUAUGACACUACAGAGACGUACAUAUGCUCCAAUUAAACAAAUUGUCAAAUUAAACUAAAUUGUCGAAGAGGAGUGCAAGAAAUGUCUCACUACAUGAAAGCCACGCGAAAACACUUCUCCAAAAAUGUUCAUGAAUUCAUUAUAAGGCCACUGUUGAAACAGAGAGAGACUGGAGAAUUAUGUGAUGUUGUCCUCAAAUUACACGGUCAGUGUUUUCAAGCCCAUAGGGCUAUUCUUGCUCUAUGGAGUCCUUAUUUUUUAUCUAUGUUUACUUGCGACAUGAAAGAGAAGACAACUAGAGAGGUAGACCUCUCCGAGUCGCUUUCAUUGCAGAGAGACAGCGUAUUUGCAAGCGUCCUCGACUAUAUAUACACUGGGACAAUCGCUCUCACAUUGGAUAAUGUUGAGGAUGUCCUUCGCAUUGCCGAUUUCCUUUUAUUGGACGAUGUCAAAGACUUCUGCCGACAGUUCUAUUUGGAUCUCGGUAAUCUCGAUUUAAACAAUUGUCUGCGCGUUCGAUUCCUAGCAGAAGACCAUAGCCUACACGAAGUGAAAGAAUAUUGUCAGAAAAUAAUUGAAGCGCGAUUCCAUGACUAUUUGAUAUUUCAUGAUGACAUCCUCGAACUGUCUGUGUCUUGCUUAUUAGUUUUAUUAGAAAACCCGGCUGUUGUACAACAUACUCGGCACAAAGAUCUUAAGAAAUUGAUUCAUCGUUGGGUUGAAUAUGAUCCUGACGGUCGUAAGCAAUUUCUCGAAGAAUUAAAUUUGUGCAUCAAAGUUUGGGUAUGCGAUCUGAUAAACGAAGCACCUUUCUUUGGCCGGGCUCUUGCCAGAACUGGGAUGGCUAGCCUGUGGCAUUCAUACCACGGGUCUUCUGAAGAAAUUCCGUCGAAUAAAACAAUGGAAGCCAGUGCUAUUUUUACCGAAAACACUUCACAUGGAUUUGAACAUAGUCAGCAGGUGUUACUUGCUGUAGUGUGGAAUCAAGGUAUGAAGUUUUUUAAGCUUAUAGUUUACAACAUUUCUGAGCAGAAGUGGUACUGCAUGCCUAUUCCAAAAGAACGUUUAUUGCAACUUAUCCCACCACGACAGUCCUUAUGCAAUGUCCUGCUGAACAAAAGUCAAUUAUAUCUUUAUCUAUGUUCUAGUUUUCCCUAUCCUACCGAUAUGCUUAAAAUUAAUGUGAUUGCCAUAGAUUUACAAACCCAAAAAACCACUUUGUAUUCUUUUAGAACUGUCGACUACUAUAACCCGAGUUAUAGAACAACAUUGACAAACUAUCGAACUGUACCUCCUGCCAUAGUUUACUGCAACAAUCAUUUCUUUGUCAUUGGAAAUAAGGAAGGUACUGGACAUCUUUUCCUUUGUAACUUGCAAACGCAUCUUUAUUCAUGUUACCAUAUACCUAGUUCCAGGAUUAUUAGUUUGGCACGUGCUGUAGUGAAAAACAACCAAUUUAUUUAUCUUUGGUACCGUCAUCGAACGGGUCCAUCCGAGGAAUUUUGCAUCAAGAAAUCUGUUGGCUUUGCAAUGUUCGAUGCAAAGAUGAAACAAUUUUCUAGCUGGGAUAUUCCUCCACCUGAUAUUACUUAUGAUGAUUUUGCAAGGCCUUACAUCAUGUGUAUUAGAGAAGAUACGGUAUUUGUGUACCUUCCUGGAAAACCAGCACUGGUAUUAGAUGAAACUAGGGGCAAAUGGGUAACUUCACUUCGACGGAUUCCUGUGCCGGGUUCGUUUUCUGAUCAUAAUGCUCAGCUUUACGGAUAUCAAUUGCAAGCUUCUACCAGUCAUAGUAUAUUUGUGUUGAACAAUGAAGCUCCAUAUACCACAACAAUUUAUGAAGUAUCUGAAACUCUCCCUAUGGCAUUGGCUCAUACUCCACCUCCAAUUGAUCAUGUUUCUAUGGUAACAUCAGGAUUAUUAUCAUCAAGUAUCCUUGAUAUGUUAGAAAGUUAUGACACAUACGAUGAUUCUUAUGCGACUGCCUUGCAUGUUAAUAUGCAAGUUUCAGUGUGUGAUACAGAAGACAGUGGGACUUCUAACGACGAAGAACAAGAUUCGGACAAUAAUGAUUAUGAAUAUGAUGAAGACUUUUAUGGUUACAAUUUUGAGAUGGAUACUGGCUUGGAGUUCUGACAUUUAGCACCAUUUGGUUCAUCCAUAGACAUGUGUUACUGAAGACUUUUCUUUUUUUCUCUCAGUUAAGUUUUGUUUCGUUUUAUGGUUUAAUUAUUAUAAAUGCUUAUUUUGAAAGUAAACAGCUCUUAAACUGUAAGUUCAAACGUUAACAUGUAUUAUUUUAACUUUUUCUGGCAGUCAUUCCAAAACAAUUUGUUUUUUUAUCAAUACAAUAUUUUAAUUUUUUAUAUUUAUUUUCACAAAAUUAUUCUUAUUUAAUGUUUAAUUUAUUCUUAUUUAAUAUUUAAUUGGAUAAAACCUCUACAUUAUUUAUUACAAAGACUGAAAUGGAAAAUUAGAUUUUCUUAUUGGUGAAAGAGUAGACUCUUUGCAAAACGUAAGAUUUUCUGAAAUAAUUAAUUUUUACUCGUAUUUAAUUCCCAAUUUAUCGGUCGUAACUUCAUUAUGUAAAUGUCUACAUAACUUCCCGCCGCUCUGUUAUUUCAAUGUAUAGUUUAUAAAAUGCUUCGGUGUUGUUUUACAUAUUACAAAACCAAAGAUUAUUACGAUGAAAUAACAAAUGUACUUUAAUUAUUUUUUCCCGGAUUGCUCAAAUGUUUUUGUAUCGAUUACAGUCAUUUUUUUAAAAAUUUAUGUAAACAGUUUAGAUUUUUUUCUUUAAACAAAAAAACUUUAAUGGAAAAAGGAGAUUCAUUUAUGCUUGGCAAGAGACUUUUUCUCUUCAGCCAUCAUAGUAUGAAAUAAUAACAGAUGAACUAAAUAGAAAAAAGCAAAAUAUCUAACCGGUUCUCUUACUUAAAUAAUAUAUGUACUUAUAUAAUUAGCAGAACAAGACAUACGAAUAAAGCAGAACCGAUUAUAGACCAGGACAACUAUAAUGAAGAAGGGUUUUCAUUAAGAUAAGAUAGAUAAACUAAAACAAAAUAAAAAUCAAUAAAGUGAAAAUGAAAGUGGAGGUGAAAAGCAGAAUUAGGAGGCGAUUACAUAUGAGUUAAGCGGUGAUACGUAAUUAGGGUAUAAUAUAUGAUGAGGACCAUCAUCUCCCUUUUUAAUAUCCAUGGUCCACAUGGAUGCCCUUCCUAACAACAACCACUUUACAGUGUGUAUUGGGUGCCUUUUACUUGUUACCAUCUCUAUUGAGGUCACCAUGCAGCUUGCAAGAUUACAAACCCUGAGGGGACAAGGGAUUAAAGUACUGGAGAAGUGAGGGGGCAGAGCAGGUUCUUGUAGAGGAACUGCAUGGUUACUCAGAUUUAGUUGGAGGAGGAGAGAAUGAUCAGUAGGAACUGCAAAGAGGGAGUUGAGAUGAGGUGUCCAGGUGGGCCUUCAAGGCGAAAAGUGAGUGGAUGGGUGGGGGUGGGUUGUAAGAUUGCAUGGGAAGCAAGAGAAGAAUAUAAUAUAAUAUAAUGUAAUAUAAUAAGUACCAGUUGAGUAAGCACUGGAGUUGAUGUAAUCAGCUGAAUUACUCCUGGGUGAGAGCAUAAGAACUGCACCCCUCCACCAAGUCAUGUCAAGUCUGUGUUUCAGAAAAGGCUCAUCAAACCAGUGCGAUCUCAAGCUUAAAUUUAAUAUAAUGAAUUGAUUUAUUUAAUGAAUUGUAAUAUAAGGAAACUAUAACAAUGUGUGGACUGAUCCUAAGGGUAAAUGAUAAGUCUCUAAGGGUGUCAGUGGCACAAAUUGUUAAAAAUGUCAAGAUUAUAUAAUGCAUAUGGACAAACUGCAAUGCUGCAUGACAGUAAGAUGUGGGCUUUGAAUGCAAAAGACAUGCAAAGGCUGGAGAGGAACAAAGCUGAUAUGCUCUACUGAAUGUGCAUUGUCUGUGUGCAUAUGCAACAGAGCAUUAAUGUAUUGAGAGGAAUUAGAUGCAGUGUGCAAGAGAGAAGACUGCGCUGGUUUUGGUCAUGUAAUGUGGAUGGAUGAGGAUAGUUGCCUAAAGAAGUGUUGAUCAUUUGAAGUGGAGGGAAGUUGUGGAAGUUGAGAGAGACCCAGGAAGACAUAGUACAAAGUAUUGAAGGCUGAUCUCAAAAUGCUAAGCCUUACGAAGGAGAUGACAGAGGACUCAGAUAUGUGGAACAUUGCUGUACUCAAGUAAACUUGCCCACCACAACAGAAGUGAGAUCCUAAAACCAAGGUGCCAUGUUAAAAGCAAUGGUGUGUGUGCUGGUGCCAUGUAAAAGCACUCAGUAGAUUCUGUGAAGUGGUUGACAUUAGGAAGAACAUCCAACUGUAGAAACCAAGUCAAAACAUACUAUGAAAGUGUCCAGCAUGGAAAACACCAUUAAAUGAUGAUGUUUUGGUAAACUCACAUCUUAAUUCUGCCUUUCCCAUCUUACUCCAUCCUUAUUUUACUUUACUAGUUUUUAUUUUAUUUUAUUUAUCCUAUCCUACUUAAUCUAAAGCCUUCAUGGUUGUAUUUGUCCCGAUUUAUAAUCUGCUUCACUUUAUAUAUUUUAAAACAGAUUUUACACACACACACAUAUAGAUAGAUAGAUAUAGAUAUAUGUAUGUAUAUGUGUAUGUAUGUCUAUCUAUGUAUAUGUAUGUAUGUAUAUUUAUAUAUAUGUGUGUGUGUAUGUGUAUAUAUAUAUAUAUAUAUGUAUAUAUAUUUAUUGGCUAAACUGGCAACAUGACCAUCCCCAAAUACAACAAUAUAUAUAUAUGUUUGUGUGUAUAUGUAUAUAUAUAUAUGUGUGUGUGUAUAUAUGUAUGUAUGUAUAUAUAUAUACACGCACACAUAUAUAUAUAUAUGCACAUAUAUAUUCCACAUAAACCUUUAUAUUUUUGUUUAUCUUGUGUAAAGGUGACAUUUAGUUAUUGUAGUUAGAGUAUAAAAGAAUUCUAUCUUAUUUUAAGUAAGUGACUAAUUCACUUGAAAAAAAGAAAUUGGUUGAAUUGACGGUACCUUAUAAAGUUUAAUACAUGAUAAAAUAUUUAUGUGAAACUGCCUUGUUACUGUGAAAAUUAUCUUUUUUUUCCUUUUCUUUUAAUGAUAGCUAUAUUAAGAGCAAAAUUACUUUUAAUGUAAGGAUUGGUAUAGAUGAGUACAAGAUAUCAAUGUUAUGUGUCAUAGCUUUGUACAUUGGUAAUUUUACUUGUAUAUGUUUAAUAACUGGUUUUCUCUUUCACUGUUUUAUUAUAGGGAAUUUAUAUACAUUCAUAUACUGAUAAUUUAUCUUAGUAUCUAUUCUUAAACUGAGUAAUUGAGACUUCAAAAAAUGGAUAGAAAUUGAAAACCUUCAAGCUAGUAGGCCGAUUCUUGUAUGACCAAGUCAAAUAUUGCUCUCUCUGGAAAACAGACAAAUCAUUGAAUAUUUUAGAGACUACCUUUUUUUUUUAAACUCUGAAUUAAUCUAAUUUUGAUUGAUCAUUUCCCUUUUCAUGGCUAACUUAUCACCAUGUCAAUCCUAUAAGAUUGAAUUUUUAAAGAAUGUCAUCUUAAGUUUUUUUCCUAGAUGGAGAAUCUGGGAAAGGGUGAAGUGAAAGUGUCAUACAUCAUUGACCUACUGAAGAAAAGAAUCUUUGUUUUUAUACAAAAUUUUCUGCAUUGUAAUUAUUUACCCAUUUAUACUAUCUGAGGUUGAUGACGUAUGCUCUAGCCAUAUAUUAUAGUUCAAACAAUCAUUUAUAUCUCCUGCUUACAUUGCCUAGUAAAAACAAAUUCUACUUUGGACACACCAGCAAAAAAAAAAAAAAUUAUUUUAUCACUAUCAUAGAUGCCUGCAGCCCUUCAUAUCUUAAUUCCAACUCUUUAUUAAGUUUAAAAAUAAAAAUUUUAAAAGACCUAUUAGUUUCUUCAUUCCUUCUGGUGGCCAUCUUGAAAAUUUUACUCAUCGACAUUUCCACUGUAUCACCAACUGUAAUAUUUCAGUUGAAGGUCAACAAUGUUUCUGUUUUUAUUUUUAUCCCUUGGGUGUGAAAGGCUAUGACUUCACCUUUUUCUUUAUACUGCUGCAUAAAGGAUUGGUAUUGGUUAUAUUGAGAUAUCAUGAUAGGGCAAAGUUCAGAGCAAGUUAUCAUUCACAUAACAUAUCUUUUCCUACAGUUUGUAGGAUAAUUUCCUUUUUUUUUCCUCUCUCUUUGCAGGAUAGAAGUAAUUUAUUGUUUAAUGUAAUUCAUAGUAUGAAACUUCAUACUCAUAAAGUUUAGCAUUCUGUAUUGUAUUUACAAAAAGGAAUUUUUUACCCAUCUUCAAUGUAAAGCAUAGCAUGAAGGUUGAAAUCUAAUUAAAGUUAAGUAUUCUAGUCUAUAUUGUUGUUUCUUUUCAUUUUUUUUUCAUCAUCUCCAUACGCGUGGUUUGAUAUUUAUAUAUUUCAUCAGAACAGCUCGUGGACAAUUAAUAGAUUUAAGUCAAAGUUAAGUCUUUCAGAGUCAUGUAUACAAAUAGGUGUAAAAGAAAAAUGAAAUGAAAUAGAAGUGCAAUCAGUGAUAUCUUCGUCUGUCAAGAUGGACACAUUUAACAAGAUUUAAAUGUUUUUCACCAGAGAAAUUCAUUGAAACUUGUGAGCCAAAGGCUGUUUAUUUCAGAGGUAUGGAUAAAUGUCCAUUGUCCUUUGAAUUCCUGAUUCAGAAUGAUGUUUCAUUUUUUUCCUGUCAUUAAAAAGUGUUUUAUAUAUCAUUCACUUGACAUAUCAUCUUGAUGAAUGUGUUAAGCAAAAUUUAAAUGUUUUUAAUCAAGGAAAUUCACUCAAAAUGGUUAGGUUUUGCAUUGGAUAAAAACCGACAUAUGUUAUGCAGCAACAGUAGACUAAUUCUACUGAUAUGGUUUCAGUUCUUGGUUGCAACCAUUUCACUUUACUUUCAUCAUAAUUACCCACUUCUUUCAAAUGGUGAUGGAGACUGCUGAGACAUUAAAGUGCUAGAUCUAAUGUAUAUUAUUUAGUUCUGUCUUUCUACAUUUUGGGGUGAAAUCCUGCUGAUGCCAUCAAAUAUGUGCUGGGUUUGUUUCAAUCAAUUAUACACAUCCCUACAAAUCUGAGUAUUGUGCAUACAUAUAUAUAUGUAUAUUCUUUCUAAUUUUGCCACAAGGUCAGCAAUUUUUAAGGGAGAGGACAAGUCAACCCCAAUAUCUUCUUUAAUUGGUCCCCGAAAAGAUCCCUAAAUCAUAGGACAAUAUGAGUCAGGAGAAAUACCACAAAGCAUUUUCCCAGCAUUCUAACUAUUCUUCCAGCUAACCUUUUUACAUCAUCAUCAUUUAAUGUUCGUUUUCCAUGCUGGCAUAGGUCGGACAGUUUGACAGGAGCUGGCUAAGCCAGGCAAGAAGACUGCACCAGGCUUCACUGUCUGUUUUGGCAGGGUUUUUACAGUUGAAUGCCCUUCAUAACAUCAGCCAACUUACAUUGGAUUCUGUUAUGCAGUGGAAAAUUCAUAGACAAAUUACCAAAUCUCUGAUCUUAUUUUAAUUAAACAAAAAAGAAACCCGUCAAUUAGUUUAAUGUCUCAGGGAAAGGUAUGAUAUUAAAAGCUGUCCAUGUAUUUCAUUUAUACGAAUUUCCUUUGGUUUACUACAUGAACUAUUGUUUUGAGGGCCAGAAGGACUUUCAUAAAGUAUAAAGCACAAAUCGUAAUUAUAAUUCACAGUUGAAUUACAGUUAUAAUAUUUCAAAAUUUUUCUGUGAGUUCUAACUGUUUGAUCUGCAUAUUUAUUGCAUCAAUAUCUUUUAUCUAUUACUUGUUUCAGUCAUUGAACUGCAGCCAUGCUGGACUAUCACAUUGAAGAGAUUUAAUCAAACAAAUCAGCCCUACUACUUAUUUUCAGUCUGGUAUUUUUUUCUUUCAGUUCUUUUUGCCAAACCACUAAGUUAUGGGAUGUAAACAAACCAACACCGGUUGUCAAGUGGUGGGGUGGGGGUAGAGGUGUGACAGACACAUAGACACACACACACACAUUUAAUUGUGUGUGUGUGUGUGUAUUCCUUUACUCUUUUACUUGUUUCAGUAAUCUGACUGCAGCCAUGCUGGAGCAGUAGCUUUAGUCGAGCAAAUCAACCCCAGGACUUAUUCUUUGUAAGCCUAGUACUUAUUCUAUCAGUCUCUUUUUGCUGAACCACUAUGUUAUGGGGACAUAAACACACCAGCAUUGGUUAUCAAGCGAUGUUGGGGGGAACAAACACAGACACACAAACACACACACACAUGAUGGGCUUCUUUCAGUUUCCGUCUACGAAAUCCACUCACAAGACUUUGGUCGGCACAUGGCUAUAGAAGACACUUGCCCAAGGUGCCACACUGUGGGACUGAACCUGGAACCAUGUGGUUGGUAAGCAAGCUACUGUACAUGUAUAUAUAUAUAUAUAUAUAUAUAUAUAUAUAUAUAUCUGUUAUCACUGAUAGGAACAGAAUUGGUUCAGAAGAGCAUAUUUCUGAAUAUACUACUGAUUGAAAGCCACAAAAAUGCUGUAUUCUUCUUGAAAAUGCUUCUUUCUCAGCAUUAAAUACGUUAAUACUAGUGAACUAAUCAAUACAUUAUGUCAUAGGCUCUCAGUAAUUAUAAUUUCUGUGGGAUUUAGAUUUGCUAGAAUCAAGACUGAUGUUACUAGUUACUUUAUUUAAUGCUAUAUAAGAAUAAUACUCAUGAGCCAUCAAGAGAAACGUCUGUAUUUCCCUCAAAUCAUACCUUUGUCUUCAAAGAGAGAGAGAGAGAGAGAGAGAGAAGGAAGAGUCACACUGGAUAAUAUUGUCCUACCUGAAAUAAAGAUGGAAUGGUCACAUCUGGAAUGCUUUUCAUCAUAGAUCUGCUCAUUUAGAGAUAAUCUGGGGCUUAGAAGCAAUUUAAUCACAGUGACUGCAAUAUAUGUCAUAAAUAAAACCUUAUAAUCUGUUAAUUCAAUUAACUACAUGCUUAAUGUUAACCCUUUCGUUACUGUAUUUAUUUUGAGAUGCUCUGUGUUUCUUUCAAUUAAUUUUAAAUAUAACAAAGAAUUUAGUAAAAAUAACUUAGUUAUCAUGAAGUUAGUGUUAGGAACAUAAAUUGUGACUAAGGUUUGGUGGAAGAUUUUAAUUCAGAACUAAUGAAAACAAGACAUUUGUACUACAGGGCCAGAAGUGGUUUCAGGUGGGUUGGUAUCAAAAGGGUUAAUGUGGCACCAUCACUAGUGCUUUCUACAUGGCACCAGCAUGAGUGCUUUUAACCCCUUUGUUCCCAUAUUUCUGUUGAGAUGCUCUGUUUCUUUCAAUUAUUUUAAAUAUAACAAAGAAUUUAGUAAAAUAACUUAGUUAUCAUUCAGCUAGUGUUAGGAACAUAAAUUGUGACUAAGGUUUGGUGGAAAAUUUUAAUACAAAAUUUGUGAAAACAAGACAUUUGUACUCAGAGCCAGAGCUAGUUUCACCGGGUUGGUAACGAAAGGGUUAAUCAUAACUGAAUAUUUAUUACCUCCAGCUAUUUCCAUAAUUUUAGGAGUCAAAUGAUUUGACUUGAACUGUGACUUUACAGGAUUCUCUGGAACAAUUUUCCAUUAUCUUCUCCUGGGCCAUGAGUAAGUCUAAGCUCAGCGAAUUAUAAGCAAUGUACUUCAUUCUAUACACAGCAAUCACUCUUCCCAGUUAUCCCCACCUCCCAUAUAAAAGCUAUAUAAAAUUCACACCCACCCAAUUUGCAAACCUUAUAUCUCAAGUAGGUGUCAAUAUUUUCAUCUUCUUCUAAGAUAAUCUUAUCUUUAUUGAGAAUAGGUGUCUUGUCCUCUGGUAAUGUUGCCAAACUGGUUCAGCAUCCUCUCCUGGGGGAAGACUUUUUCAUUCCACUUCAUGCCAAAAAACUGGCACUUAAAAUCUCAAGGUUUUUAAUAGACAUUUUGUCUUUGGGUUUCUUUUAAUAAAAAUUUCGAUUGACUACAUAAAGCUGAAGUAUUUUAUGUAAGCAGAUAGAAUCUUUAGUUUGAACAAGUUUUAACAGCAGAAGGGGGAGGGGGUAAUGGGCCACACUCACAAGAACAAAUGGCGUGCUCAGCUGUGCCCCACAGUCAUGGUUGUGAUGGCGUUGCCAUGGGAAAUGGCCUGUAUUUUACUUUUCUUAAUCGUUCAAUAUGAUCUCAAAAUAUCCUCCUCAUCAUCAUCAAGCCCUGGACAUUUCUACCUCAACAUUACUAUGAGUUCUAUCACUAGAACUCAUUGGGCCGGUUACCCCGGUGACUGAGAUCAGAACACUCCCUGCGAGAUCAGAACAAUCCAUUGCAAGGUUACUCAUUUUUGCCAGCUGAGUGGACUGGAGCAAUGUGAAAUAAAGUGUGUUGCUCAAGGAUACAAUGCACCACCAGUAUUUGAACUCAUGACCUUACGAUCAUGAACCAGAUAUUCUAGCCACUAAGCCACAUGCGUUCAUAGAAGCUUCUGAUUGUAAAGAGCAAAUUGACAUCUUUAUAUGUAUUACUAUCUAAAUAACUUAAUUUAAUUAAUUAAUUGUCCUUGGCAGGAUUUGUAAUCAGAAUCAUUAGUUUAUUUGAUCAUCAUUCGUGCGGGUGACACGUAAAAGCACCCACUACACUCUCUGAGUGGUUGGCGUUAGGAAGGGCAUCCAGCUGUAGAAACUCUGCCAGAUCAGAUUGUUGGCUGAUGUUGCCAUCCGGUUUCACCAGUCCUCAAUCAAAUCGUCCAACCCAUUAAGUUAAUCCCAUUAAGUUAAUCCAAGGUGCAGGCUCUCUUAAACUGAUGAGGAUGAUAUGAUUGCCACUCAACUUGAACAUCUUUAAGGAAAACUAUAGGCAGGGAUGGAUGUUCUAAAUUUGGGAAUUUUUGCUUUCAAUACCUUAUUUUCAGUAAAUUUAGACAUAAAGUACUGUUGUCAGGAGUGCCUAGCAUCUCCUCUUUGCUAGUCAUAUUCAGUGAUUUUAUCACAACGUAGUCUCAGUAUAUAAAUAAAUUGUUAUUGUCUUAAAUGUUAGAGUAUGUCAGCUUCUAGUCUCUCUUUCUAGCACUGCAUGAAUAAAACCGAUGAACCAUAUCUAGAAAAAUAACAAUAACAAUAUGAUUUCAUCAUAAUAUUCACAUGAUUAAGCUAUAUUGUUACUAUUAGUUUCAACCACUUCCCAGCCUUUUGGCUAAGAUCAAAGUGUACUAUUAGUUUCAACAUAGUUUAGCCAAUAUUCUGGUUUGAUUAAACAAUAUUGUUACUAUUUCUGGAUAAUAGAUAAUUGAUGGAAUGCCAAGAAGAUGAGGUGCUUGUUAGCUUAGAGUGAAAAUUGUGCUAAGGUUAACGUAUACUUCUAGUCAUAUGGCUCUAAUUAAACACAUACAAGCAAAUUCCAUUUACGCAAUUUUGAAGUAUUAAUUUUAAAAAAACAAUCAGCUAAAAAAAUAUAUUUGUAAAUUAUUUUAGUUUUAUUAUAUUUUAUUGUUAGUAUUUGUAUUGUCAACAUAUUUAAGUAAAAUGCUAACUCUAAUGUGUUCCAAGUUAUAAACUAUGAAUUUUCUAUUUAGAAAUAAAACUGAGUGACCCAAAUAAUAGGGAGCUUUGGCAGCAUUUAGUUAUAUCCCUUUAUAUUAUUAGUUCAAAUCCUGUAAAGGUGCUAAUAUUGUUCUGGAGGUUAAGGUAGUGAGCUGGCAGAAUCUUUAGCAUGCCAUGCAAAAUGUUUAGUGGCAGUUUGUCUAUCUUUACGCUCUGAGUUCAAAUUCUGCCGUGGUUGACUUCGGCUUUCAUCCUUUCAAGGUCAGUGGAAUAAGUACCAGUUGAACAUAGGUAGUCGAUGUAACCGACUUACUCCCUUCCCUGAAAUUGCUGGCCUUGUGCCAAAAUUUGAAAUCAGUAUUGUUCUGAAGUUGAUUCAAUCAGUUGCACACCUUCCCUGCAAUUUGUGGAUUAGAACCAAUGUGAAAAUUCAAUAUUUUAUUCAGAAUUGAAAUUUAGUUUUAAAGAGGGAGAAGAAUUCAUUUAUUAGAACAUUAGAAUUAUAAUGUUAUGGGUUAAACUAUGGUCUUAGAAUUGCAUCUAAAAAGCUUUAUAUGUUGUUUUGAACUCUGGAAAAAUGGCUUUAUUGUAAGAAUUAGCUUCAUGCGUUACAUGUUUUUCAUCAUCAGGUGUCAUGUGUUCUCAUUUAAGUAUUAUGAAAAGAGAUCUGAUGUUUUAUCAGUUACAAACCACUUCUAGAUGAGAUCAGUCUGAAAUAAUCCCAUCAUAAGCUGUCAUAAAUAAAAGCUUAUAGGAUCAGUAAUCAUUUUUGGUUUCUAUUCUAUUAACCUUUAGCAUGCUGUAGGUGCAUCAUGUUGCCAUAUAAAUUUUCUCCCUUCUCAAUGUGACACAAUGCAGCUACAGCAGCAAUAACUCAUACAGUGACAUGCGCCGAAGUGUGCUAAAAGUUAAAAUAAAUGCUUCUCUGAAUAGGUGGCUAGGUUUUCUUUUAAUGUUAGCAACUAUUUUCAAAUUGUCUUCAUUGAAAACAAUAAUAUACUUGAAGGAUAUAUUAUUCAAUAAAACCUUUAAUUCAUAAUAAUACAUCUUAUAAGUUAUCUGUAAAGAACCUAGUCAGUCAUGAUUUCUGUUUUGGCUGAUAUCAACUGUCAAUAUUUCCGGAGAUGUACUUACUUGUCUGGCAAAUAAUUCCAUCUGAGGUUGUGUGUUGAAACUAAAGCAAUUACAGGAUGAAAGACAUAAUAGCUGUUCAAAAGCACACAAAAGACUGUUAACUCCACUUAAAGAUUUAUUAUUUGAUGUUGAAAUUUUCCUCGCACCAAAUAAUAAAUGUUGAAGUGAACUCUCAAUAAUAAUAUAUUAAAAAUUUGGUAAAAAAGAAAACAAAAACAAAAAAAAACAGUAGGUUCAUAGCAAGCAGAAUUCUUAGUCUUAUUUAAAAUCUAUAAUUGAAGUUAUUUCACUUCACUCAAGCUGUUAAUGCAAUUUAAAACGUAAUGAGAAUCACAGUUUCUUUAUAAAUACAAGGGUCUUUUACCUUAAAAAUUUUCUUAAAGUGUAUCUUUUGAGCAGGAAUUAGUUGUUUGAAUUGCUUCUUCUCGUUCCUUAUUUCACUUCAACAAAACUUGUUGUUUUUAAAGUUAAAAAAAGACAAAAUUCAGCUGUCAAGUCAAUUAUUUUCUCUCUUUAUACUGAUAAAAAAAACCUUUUUAUUAGUAAGUAAUUUGUAGUUUCUCAUAGUUGAACUUGAAAUCUGAUGUAAAAAUUGUCAACUGAUUUCCUAGGAUAAACCUAGGAAAUAACUGUAAUGAAUUUUUGAAUUUUUGUUUGAAUGAAUUUUUUCAAAAUGAUUUUUGAAUUUACCACCUACCUUCACUAUCAUAUAUUUCUUUUGAUUCUUUUCUUAAUUUCUCAGCUUUCACCAGCAAAAAUCAAACAUUUUAAUUUUACUACACUCAACAAUUUAACCCUGGUUUGAAAGCACUAUGGAAUGCGUGUGUAUGUGUGUGUGUGUGUAUAUAUAUAUAUGUGUGUGUGUGUGAGUGUGGACAUAUGUAUAUAUAUAUAUAUGUGGUAUAUAUAUGUAUGUAUGUAUGUAUGCAUGUAUGUAUGCAUGUAUAUAUAUAUGUGUGUGUGUGUGUGUGGAUAUAAGUAUAUAUAUAUAUAUAUAUAUAUAUGUAUAUGGAUAUGUAUAUGUAUGUAUAUGGAUAUGUAUAUGUAUAUGUAAACUCUGGCUACCUAAAUCUACUAAGUUUUAAUGUGAGUUUAUUUCUUAGACAAACACAGUGUCUUGUUAGGGAAAGGGAAUAUAUAACGUUUGUGCUGUUUGCAUUAGCAUUGAAAUAGGUGCGACUUCUCCAACAUUAGGUUAUAUAUAUAUGUGUGUGUAGCACAAACGUCAUAUAACUCCUCUUGUUUGAUAAGCAGAAUGGGAUGACUAGGCAUAGCAGACUGGACGUUGAACCUGUUUCAACAACAGUACUUUUUGGCACUGGAGGCGAAUACAUACACACACAAAAACAUACACAUGGAAAGAUAAUUAGUGAGUGAGUGCGAGAGAGGGGGAAGAAGGAGAGAGAGAGAUUACAAUUUGUUAAUUGAACACAACUGACAUAAACACCUCCCCCUCUCCUUGUACAUAUAGAAAUAUAUGCUCACACAGAGAAACUCAGAGAGAGAGAGAGAGAGAGAGAAUGUGAACAACAUUAAAAUAGAAACAUCAAAAUGAGAAAAGCCUCAGCUAUGCCAAAUAGGAAGUGCCUAAAGGGCUGUGCCAAAACGUCUCGUAAUCCCUAAUAAAACAUUGUGUCUGUGUAAGAAAUUAAUUAAUCAUCAAACUCACCUUAAGAUUUUAGUAUAAUGGGGAAGAGGAAUCGAAGUUGAAAGUGACUAAAUCUUGUCAUCUGCUUCUUAGAUGCAGUGAAGAUAAAAAAAGAAAAAAAGCACAAGUAAAAAAAACAAAAAAAAAACAAAACAAAACAAAGACUUUAAACAAUAGAAAAAUUAUAUUUCUAGUAGUUUAUUAACUACAAAUAUUUUUCUAUACAUGUUUUAACAUGCAAGAUUUUUGAAGUGAAAAAUUGAUUUUAAGAUUUUUUUUUUAAAUUUUCAAGGUUAUUUGAUUACCUCAUGUAUAUCUAUUUGGUAGGAUGCUUUCUAUUUAUUGAUAUGUAUAGUUAAUUAUUCAAGACACUUUAGCCUUGUAUUAUUUAUAUAAAUAUAUAUAUAUGUAUAUAUAUUCUUUUAUUUUACUGCUUUAAGACAAUGGACUGUGACCAUGCUGGGGUACCACCUUCAGCAAUAAUAUCGACCCCAGUACAUGUUUCAAUUUGAUAUUUAUUGCAUUGAUUUCUAUUUGUCAAACUGCUAUGUUACAGGACAUAAAACAUACUAUAACAUAAACUACCCCAGCUUUUAGAUUGUAAACACAAAUAUGGAUACAGGUACACGCACACACAUAUAUCUAUGGUAUGUAUAUAUGUGUAUAAAACCUGGAUUAACAAUAGAACAAAUCAUCAGGUUUGUUCAGUUCCUUUCCUUCAGUGUGUACACCCAUAUGUAUGCGUGUUUAUAAAUAUAUAUAUAUUCCAUAACUGCCAUCCCUUAGUGCGAAACUGACUAGUAAGACUGGCCGUAAUGAAUAUAUAAUACUUAACACUUCAAAUUAUAUAUAUAUACAUACACGCACUUAUGUUUUCAUAUUUAGUGUUGACAGUUGGGAAAAAAAAGUACAUGAAACCAUAGUAGAGAUUAAUAAAGCUUUAUUUUGGUCAAGUCAGUCAUUUCUUACUCUAGGUUUUCACUAUAGGUGCACAGAGUCUUGUAACUUGUCUGAAGAUAAUGUGCAGUGUAACACCUACACACAAAACAGACUGACUUGACCAAAAUAUAAUUUUACAAUAUAUAUAUAUAUAUGCACUUUUAUAUUGUCAAGCAGUAUUUUCCUGGUAAUGGCAUCCCAACUGGUCAGAAUCUUACUGAUGGUUUCCAGCCAGAUCUUCAGAGAUGCUGGAUGCACUCACCUCCCCUCUUUUAUGUGGGGGGUAAAUAUAUAGUCCUGCCAUAACCAAGAAUUUAAAAGUAUAAUCACCCACUUUCUCUUGUACGGUGCUUUUUCUUUGACUUAUGGACCACUAACCAAUACAUGUAUGUAUAUAAAUAAUGCACCCACACACACACAUAUAUAUGUGUGUGUGUGUGUAGAUUUGUAUAUAUAUAUAUAUAUAUAUAUUUAUAUAUAUAUAUGUGUGUGUGUAUAUAUAUUUGUAUAUCAUCAUAUUUAUAUAUAUACAUAUGUAUGUAUAUGUUUACAUAUAUAAAUAUAUAUAUGCAUAUAUGUAUAUAUAUAUAUAUAUUCAUUCAUAUGUAUAUAUAUAUAUAUAUAUUCAUUCAUAUGUAUAUAUACAUAUGUAUGUAUAUGUAUAUAUGCAUAUAUGUAUGUAUAUAUAUAUAUAUUCAUUCAUAUGUAUAUAUAUAUAUAUAUAUUCAUUCAUAUGUAUAUAUACAUAUGUAUGUAUAUGUAUAUAUACAUAUGUAUGUAUAUAUACAUGUAUGUAUAUAUAUGUAUGUAUGUACAUAUAUAUAUGCAUAUCUAUGUAUAUAUAAAUAUAUAUCUGUAUUUAUAUAUAAAUAUAUAUAUGUAUACACAUGUAUGUGUGUGUGUGUGUGUAUAUAUAUAUAUAUAUAUAUAUACAUACAUACACACACACACACAUGUAUUCGUAUGGAAAAGAUACAUGAAUGUGUGUGUAUAUAUAUAUAUAUAUAUAUAUAUGAUCACAGAAUGAAAGUAAGAAAAAGCGAAUAACUUUCCAAAUUUAUUUCUGCAUUUCUCUGCCUUAUCUUUCUUUUUCAGCUUUAGUAGCUUCACUUUACCAGUUCUAGCACUUUACCAUCCUCCGUCCUACAGGUCAACUCAUAUCAACCUGUUGUCAAUCAUUUGUAGAAAGGAAAUAUAAAUAUGUUGAUGUUGUGAUACAGUCAUUUGUAAUCCUUGUAUUUAUGUAUCCAUUACCCAUUUUAUUCUUUGUUUUGUUUUUUUAAACAUAUUUUGUUGUUUUUUUCUUCUUCAAAAUACCCAAUAUUGUUGUAUUUUUACAAAACACUUUUUUUAUUAUUAUUUCAUAAAUCUAAACCUAAUGUACAAUUCAUUUAAUACUUUAUAAAUGGAAUAAAUAAAUGCAUUCCUUUGAA
Octopus bimaculoides (California two-spot octopus) is the source of this 17122-nucleotide messenger RNA. RefSeq lists its product as uncharacterized. NCBI's taxonomy places the organism in Eukaryota, Metazoa, Mollusca, Cephalopoda, Octopoda, Octopodidae. The record is from RefSeq and is a predicted model, not a curated record. Gene Ontology annotation, molecular function: protein binding.